This is a messenger RNA of Aspergillus novofumigatus IBT 16806, 567 nucleotides long. RefSeq names its product flavin-dependent quinone reductase. NCBI's taxonomy places the organism in Eukaryota, Fungi, Ascomycota, Eurotiomycetes, Eurotiales, Aspergillaceae. The transcript is spliced from 2 exons. The record is from RefSeq and is a predicted model, not a curated record. The coding region runs from base 1 to 567 and encodes 188 amino acids. Gene Ontology annotation, cellular component: cytosol. Gene Ontology annotation, molecular function: oxidoreductase activity; FMN binding.
AUGUCGUCUCCAAGCAUCGGAGUUAUCGUCUGCAGCCAGCGGGUUCCCCGUGCAGGACUGCAAAUCACCAAUUUCGUGCUGAAUACCAUCCAGAAAGCAUAUCCGACCGCCAACCUGCGUCUUAUCGACCUCGCUACCUGGAAUCUCCCCAUGUGCAACGAACCGGGCAUCCCAUCGCUCAUCGCCUCGUCAGAUGGAUACACGCACGAGCUGACCAGGAAAUGGUCCGAGGAGAUUGCCUCGCACGCGGGAUUCAUCUUCGUCACACCGCAGUAUAACUGGGGUUAUCCGGCUAGCAUCAAGAACGCCAUUGACUAUCUCUACAACGAAUGGAAGGGAAAGCCCGGGAUGAUUGUCAGCUACGGCGGACAUGGCGGUGGCAAGGCCGCUCAGCAGCUGUAUCAGGUUUUGCAGGGCCUUCGUAUGCAGCCUGUUGAGCCUCUUGUGGGUUUGGUGUUUCCGUCAAAGGAGUUUAUGGGGAGAGCAGCCAGGGGUAUUUGGGGGGAUGGCCGGGAGCAGAUCCUUACCGCGUUUCAGGUUCUGUUCAAUUCGUUGCAAGGUCCAUAG